Molecule: messenger RNA, 1772 nt
Organism: Gasterosteus aculeatus aculeatus (three-spined stickleback)
Lineage: Eukaryota; Metazoa; Chordata; Actinopteri; Perciformes; Gasterosteidae
Gene: mipol1
Product: mirror-image polydactyly 1
Source: RefSeq, a predicted model, not a curated record
GAGCCACAGAAGACAACGGAAGUAGAAGAAGAAGAAACCGGAAGUAGGAAAAGGAGAGGAUUAGCAAGUGUGUGUAGUGUGUUGGUUUUUGUCUCGUCGGAGUUUCUUCAAACUUUUCCAGAAAUCCUUAUUAAACAGCUGGAAGCAGGAGGAGAUCCCGGACCGUUCGACUGAAUCUGAGAAACCAGUCCAGAGAGGACCAGUCCAACAUGGACACCAAGCAAGGAGCUUAGGGAUUCGCUGGUGGACAUGUACAGAGGUGGCGCUAUGACUAGGAUUAAAAAUGAUCGUAUGGACGUCUACAGGAUAAUCCCGGAGUGAAGGAGGAGCUGCGACAGCGUCUUCCCUCACCUCCGCCGCUCAGAGGCCCUGACAGGUCUCGUAUUAGUCAGGGAGGUCUGUCUCACCAUCUACCUUCACACCUCCGGGAGGUAAAAGACUGAUGGAGCUGGACCUUCCCCCUCAGCCAGAGAGCUGUGGCAGCGUCUCUGAUGGAGGAGGAGCAUCCAGAGGUCCUGGCAGUCCCGUCCUCAGAAGACCCCCAGUCAGCUCUGAUGACAGCUUUCAUCGGGAUGUAAUGUUUGGUCCAAUCACAGCGUCCGAUCCGCUUCAGACUUCUGAAAGAGACAAAAACAUCUCGUUGUUACUGACGGAGCUCGAGAGCCUGAGAGAAACCAACAAGAAGCUGCAGAAGGAGCUCAUCCAGAAGGAGAAGGAGCUGCAGAGGAGAGCGGUGGAGGAGGAGCUGAGGGAGGAGCUGAGGGAGGCUCGAAGCUGGGAGAGACCUGCAGCCCUGUUGGAGGAGGUGUUGGCAGCUCAGCAGGGCAGAGGCCGGGCUGUGAUGUCACGCCUCCUGCUGGCCAAUAAGGAGCGAGAUGAGGCUUUUAUUCGUGCACGUCAAGUGCAGCUGGCUGCUGAGCACCUCGAUGUUUCUCUGGAGGAUCCUGACGAGGACACAGCAGAGGCACAGGACAUGGACCAGCUCCUUUGCUGUGUUUGUGAUGCCGACUCCGUCCAGAAGGUCCAACGGUUUGGUUCAGUUCUGGUUCAGCACUUACGGUUGGCAAGGCAACGGAGAAAUGAAAUCACCACCCAGGAGAUGAUGGCUGUGAUGAAGGAGAGAGACAGCGCGAUCGCCAAGUGUAAACAAUUGGAACAGGACGUGAUGGAGGAGAGAAAGGAGCAUGCACGAGAGACGGAGCUGCUGAGGCGGAAGGACAUUGACGUGGAGCUCCAGGUGCUACAAGCACCUCGAAGCUUCCAGGACCUCCAUGCCCCCCUUCCCAGCGAUGGAGGGUCUCCACUGGCUUUGGUGCAGCAGCUGUCCAACGAGAAAGAGAAUAUGGGGGCGGAGCUUCAGCGCUGUCGGGAGGCCGAGCGAGAGGCCAGCGAGAAAGUCCUCAAGUUGGAGCGGCUGGUCGAGGUGCUGAGGAAGAAAGUCGGGACCGGAAGCCUCCGAGCCGUCAUGUGAUCUCCUCUCAGAUAUCACAAAGAACUGUGUCUCCUGUCUCCUACCUGCUACCUCCUAUCUCCUGUUGCCUCUCUUCAGAUGAGCACCUACAGCUCUGUUAUCAUUUAGAUUUUAUACAUCUUUUAAUAUGUAUUAAUACAAGUAUUCUUUCUUUCUUGUUUAUCUUAAACUAAUCUCUUGAGAACUUUUGGAAUUUGUGUGUCCUGAUCAUGAAAUAUGACAUUAUAUUUGAAUUGAUUUUUUUUAUAUUUAUCAGCUUAAAUGUGAAUUAAAUCUUGGUCCCAAAAUUAACUGAACAUUA